Molecule: messenger RNA, 1668 nt
Organism: Histoplasma mississippiense
Lineage: Eukaryota; Fungi; Ascomycota; Eurotiomycetes; Onygenales; Ajellomycetaceae
Product: Phospholipid:diacylglycerol acyltransferase
Exons: 3
Coding region: 1-1668 (555 amino acids)
Biological process (GO): lipid storage; triglyceride biosynthetic process
Cellular component (GO): perinuclear endoplasmic reticulum; cytoplasm
Molecular function (GO): phospholipid:diacylglycerol acyltransferase activity
Source: RefSeq, a predicted model, not a curated record
AUGUCAGGCCUUCGCCGUCGAUUUGGGUACAUCUUCUCGGCCUCUAACCCUAGCUCUCCAUCCACCGAAUCCACGGCAGAUACCCCAGACGAAGGCAGCAGUAGUGCUACUCUUUCGCAAACGGAACGCACAGCUGUUAGCUAUGAUGCCUUCUCGAUCGGCCUCGGCCUUCAGGCUCAGGGCAUCACAGCAAAUCACCCGAUCAUUAUGGUUCCUGGGGUCAUAUCCACAGGGCUAGAGAGUUGGGGAACGGACGAAAAGUCGAGACCAUAUUUUAGAAAAAGGUUAUGGGGAAGUUGGAGUAUGAUGCGAGCCCUCGUCCUCGACAAAACUGGCUGGAAAAAUCACAUUAUGCUCGAUAAGAUCACGGGCUUGGAUCCCCCUGGUAUUAAACUCCGGGCGGCGCAGGGUUUUGAUGCAACGGACUUCUUCAUUACGGGUUACUGGAUUUGGAACAAAAUUUUGGAAAACCUUGCGACGAUUGGUUAUGAUCCGACUAAUGCUUUCACCGCUGCCUAUGACUGGCGGCUUUCCUAUCUCAACCUCGAAACGCGCGAUCACUAUUUUAGUAGACUCAAGGCAUACAUCGAGACGGCCGUGAAGCUCUCGGAUAGGAAGGUCGUUCUUGUUUCGCAUAGCAUGGGCUCGCAAGUUGCCAUGUUUUUCUUCAAAUGGGUUGAGAGUCCGGAACAUGGAAACGGGGGAUCUGACUGGGUAGAGACGCACAUCGAUUCGUGGAUCAAUAUCAGCGGCUGUAUGCUAGGGGCUUCAAAGGGAGUUCCGGCUCUUCUGUCAGGAGAAAUGAAAGACACUGCACAACUCAAUGCCUUCGCUGUAUACGGGCUCGAAAAAUUCCUUUGCAAAUGGGAGAGAGCUGAGCUUUUCCGCGCAAUACCUGGAAUAUCAAGCAUGCUCCCGAAAGGCGGAGAGGCCGUCUGGGGAAACAAUUCCUGGGCUCCAGAUGACCAAGAAGAUCAACCCUUUACGUUUGGCAACCUGAUCAAUUUCAGGGAGGCAAAUUCGUCGAACACCCAACAGAACCUUACUGCUAAGACGAGCCUGCCAUUUCUCUUCAAUCACACGGAGCAGUGGUUCCAAAACCAGGUCCUCCGGAACUAUUCACACGGUGUCGCACAUACGGCGAGGGAGGUCGAAGCGAACGAAAAGGAUCCGCGCAAGUGGCUAAACCCGCUGGAAGCACGCUUACCCCUUGCCCCAAACCUGAAGAUAUAUUGUUUCUAUGGAGUUGGCAAGCCUACAGAGCGCAGCUACUUUUACCACCAUGAUACCGACAUGGUAUCGAAGCUCAAUUUCAGCAUCGAUACGACGGUGACAAACGGGAUAGUGGACCGUGGAGUGGUUAUGAGCGAGGGAGACGGUACUGUCAACUUGCUGAGUUUGGGAUAUAUGUGCGCGAAAGGUUGGGGGAUUAAACGAUAUAACCCCGCUGGUGCGAAUGUCAAAGUGUAUGAGAUGCCUCAUGAGCCUGAUCGUUUCUCGCCUCGAGGAGGUCCUAAUACCGGCGACCAUGUCGAUAUUCUCGGACGGUCCUUGCUCAAUGACCUAGUCCUUCGUGUCGCAGGUGGGAGAGGCGACAUGAUCGAAGAGAACUACGUGUCACGAAUAAGAGAAUAUUCCGAUCGGGUCAAGAUCUAUGAAGAAGAAUGA